This is a messenger RNA of Etheostoma spectabile (orangethroat darter), 482 nucleotides long. RefSeq names its product receptor tyrosine-protein kinase erbB-4-like. Lineage: Eukaryota; Metazoa; Chordata; Actinopteri; Perciformes; Percidae. The record is from RefSeq and is a predicted model, not a curated record. The annotation marks the transcript as partial. The transcript has 2 exons.
UCACAGUCAAUCCGAGAAGUGACAGGCUAUGUGUUGGUGGCGCUGAACCAGUUUGACUACCUGCCCUUGGAGAACUUGAGGAUCAUCCGAGGAACAAAGCUAUAUGAGGACCGCUACUCCCUCGCAAUCUUCCUCAACUACAGACGCGAUGGAAACUUUGGUUUGCGCCAGUUGGGUCUGAGAAACCUCACAGAGAUCCUGAGUGGAGGUGUUUAUGUUGACCAGAACAAGUUCUUGUGUCAUGCAGACACCAUCCAUUGGCAGGACAUUGUCAAAAACCCUGGGAUGCAUCCUGUGGUGGUGCCCACCAACAGCAGUGUCACAUGUAAGUAACCCAACAAAAACACAUUUAGAAUACAAGAAGAUUGGAUUUUACUCUAACCGUUCUUUAAAGAAAUGUUUUCUUGAGAGCAUUGCUGUGGCUCCACACUUACAUGUUUACACUCAUUUACACUGGAAGCUGCAUGGCGAAAAAGCACUGA